CCAGAGAGUGGAGAAACUCAGUGAGACAACACGAGCACUGAGCCACUGACCCGACCGGCAAUGGCGACGAGGGCGUGGGCGUGGGCGGCGGCCGCGGCCUUGAACCCUCCUCUCCUCACUCUCCCCUGCUCUUCUCCCGUCCAAAUCGGUGCCCCCGCGCGGCGCUCGGCGCUGAGGGGGCUCCGCCUCCGCAGCCGCCAGCCACGGCCGGCGAAGUUCGUGUGCCGCCGCGCCAAGAACGCGGGCUACGACGACUACAAGUUCCCGGACCCCAUCCCGGAGUUCGCCGAGAAGGAGACGAGCAAGUUCAGGGAGCACAUGGCGUGGCGGCUGGAGCAGAAGAAGGAGGACUACUUCGGGGAGCACGUCGAGGAGAUCGUCGACAUCUGCACCGAGAUCUUAGGAUCUUUCUUGCAACAUGAUUACUGUGGACCUGGGACGCUCCUGGUUCACCCAUUCUUGGACAUGAAGGGUGAGAUCAAAGAGAAGGGGCUUCCCGGUGCACCUCAAGCUGCACGCGCGGCUAUCGCAUGGGCUGAGAAGAAUAUCGACAAGGAUUGGAAGGCCUGGACUGGAGAAUACUAGGGCUGGUUUCGCAUCUAUUUCUUGUGUUUGUUGUACCCACUGUUGUAUUAGUAGUUUCUAUCUUUCAGUUAGACUUGAAGCUAGAACUCUAGAUUAGUCAUCAGAUCAUCCGAGCUCUUGAAACACAUAAGAUUUUGAUCCUCCCAUUUUAAUGAAAGUGUGACCUUUCUUUUCUGAAGUA
Molecule: messenger RNA, 766 nt
Organism: Phragmites australis (common reed)
Lineage: Eukaryota; Viridiplantae; Streptophyta; Magnoliopsida; Poales; Poaceae
Product: protein PLASTID REDOX INSENSITIVE 2, chloroplastic-like
Exons: 3
Coding region: 61-585 (174 amino acids)
Biological process (GO): regulation of gene expression
Source: RefSeq, a predicted model, not a curated record